This is a messenger RNA of Sphaeroforma arctica JP610, 199 nucleotides long. RefSeq lists its product as hypothetical. The record is from RefSeq and is a predicted model, not a curated record. The annotation marks the transcript as partial. The transcript is spliced from 3 exons. NCBI's taxonomy places the organism in Eukaryota, Ichthyosporea, Ichthyophonida.
AUGCCUCGAAAUCAGUCUCGAACACUUGAGUUACAACACAAUGGGAGCGACAAAGAAGUAUGCAUAUCCCAAGUACGUCUGGUCGCCUGCGGGGGGCUGGUGGUGCCAUCCCUAUCAUUGGCGACGCAAUACGGCAAUUGCUGGAGUCACAAUCUUAGCCAUGCUCAUCCCAAUCAUUCGAUUCGGCGAUCAACUCAUU